Molecule: messenger RNA, 2674 nt
Organism: Nomia melanderi (Alkali bee)
Lineage: Eukaryota; Metazoa; Arthropoda; Insecta; Hymenoptera; Halictidae
Product: glucose dehydrogenase [FAD, quinone]-like
Molecular function (GO): oxidoreductase activity, acting on CH-OH group of donors; flavin adenine dinucleotide binding
Source: RefSeq, a predicted model, not a curated record
AGUUACCUGCAGUGUCAGAGAAAUUGCAGCAUUAAAGAGACUUGGCAACCAUAGACGAAAAUGGAAACAACUACACCAUCGCCAACUAUGGCAUCGAACAUCAGUACUUUGACUCUCUUGAAUACGCUAAUCGAAUUGUACAGACCGGAUAUCGUCGACUCCGAGCAUAGGGUGAAAUCGAUACCUGUGUCCGAAUUACAGUCUCAUUACGAUUAUAUAGUAAUCGGCGGUGGGUCAGCUGGCUCGGUUGUUGCUAAUCGUUUAUCGGAAAAUUCUAACUGGACGGUGCUUCUACUAGAAGCUGGCCAGGAUGAGACAUUACUAAACGACGUACCUAGGUUGUGGCCAAAUCUUGCAGCUAGACCAGACCUAAUUUGGAACUAUAAAACCGAGCCGUCCGACAGAUAUUGUUUAGCCAUGAACAACCAUCAGUGCAGCUUUCCACGUGGCAGGGAUCUUGGGGGAAGCAGCGUGACGAACGUAAUGCUUUACGUUCGUGGAAAUAAGAAUGACUACGACCGCUGGGCAAGUUUAGGUAAUGCAGGUUGGGAUUACGAGAGUGUGUUACCUUACUUUAAAAAGUCGGAGGACACGAGGAUCAAAGAGUACGAGGAUUCACCGUAUCAUGCCACUGGUGGACACCUAACUGUUGAACACUUCAGAUACCAUGCUCCUGUAGCAGAUUAUCUGCUGAGAGCGGGGCCAGAACUGGGGUACAAACUGACGGAUUAUAAUGGUGCCCGACAAACUGGAACCUCCUAUUCGCAAGGUACACUUAGAGACGGACUGCGUUGCAGUACGGCGAAGGCUUUCGUUCGGUCGGCCUCGAAAAGGCCGAAUCUGCACGUCAGCCUGAAUUCGACCGUCGAGAAGAUUCUCAUACGCAAAUAUGGAGACACGAAGAAAGCGCACGCGGUUCAGUUCCGAGUAGGAGAUACCGUACACACUGUAUCGGUGCAUCACGAGAUCGUUUUGUCUGCCGGUGCUGUAGGAUCGCCGCAGUUGUUGACGCUGUCUGGUAUUGGUCCCAGGAAGCACCUAGAAGAAUUGAAUAUCUCCGUGGUACACGAUUCACCGGGCGUGGGUGAAAAUCUUCAGGACCACGUAGCGAUCGGCGGUUUGUUCUACUUAGUAGAUCCACCAAAGAAUUAUACGAGCGAUUUGCCCUUUGCUGCUUUCGAAAGUCCUAUUCCCGAGGCAAUGAUCGACGACUUUGUUUUCCACGAGAAUGGCACCCUGUACACAGCUAUGUCCGAUAAUAUCAUGUUUGUUAAUACUAAGUACGCAAAUGAAUCGGCGAACUGGCCAGACAUAGAACUUAUGACAACAACAUUUCCUGACAAUUCGUACACUGGCCGAAUUGUGGAUGAGGCUGUCAAUCUGAGAGAAGAUUUUCGGAAUGACCUUAUCAGGAAUGUUGAGUACCAACCGGCGUACUCGAUUCUUCCCCUCCUGAUGCGACCAAGAAGCAGAGGAUACGUUAGAUUACGCUCGAAGGAUCAACGCGUGCAUCCCAUCAUCGUUCCCAACUAUUUCAGUGACCCGCACGAUCUCGAUGUCAUUGCGCAAGGUGCACAGAUUAUUCGUCAACUCAGCGAGACCCCAACAAUGAAGAAAUUGAACGCUCGACCGAAUCCAAACCACAUCUCAGCAUGCGCUUCGCACGAAUUCCUGUCGGACGAUUAUUUUAAGUGUUUCGCCCAACAGUACUCGAUGACGAUCUACCACUUGUGCGGGACUUGCAAGAUGGGUCCAUCGAGCGACCCAAUGGCUGUCGUGGACGACAGACUGAGGGUGCGAGGAGUUCAAGGAUUACGGGUUAUCGAUGCAUCGAUUAUGCCGUAUAUCACCAACGGAAACACGAACGCGCCGACUGUCAUGAUAGCUGAGAAAGGUUCGGAUCUGAUCAAAGAAGACCGUGGAAGAAAACAUAGAUGUAGUGCUUGAUUUAUUUUUGAACAAAAUGGAGCCAGAAGAUUGUAUUGCGAUAGGUAUGGGUAACUACUAUUGUUUAAGGGAAGUUAAUGUAAACAUGCACCUUAGCUUUUAAUCGCACCUGAUUAUAUAUUGUUCGUAUAUGUAAACACAAUGUCAUUAGCGUAUAUUGUGUAACAACUACGAGAUUUUAUGAUCAAUGUAUUUGAGUGAUCUCGAGACGUCUGAAUUGGCGUAAUUUUGAUGUAACAGUCACUGAAUUCUUUUGUGUGACAAAAUAUAAUAAACAGUACCACUACGUCUUAAUUCAGUUAAUUAUUAAGUUAAUUAUUAUUAAUAUUAUUUAGUCGUGCUCUCUAAGCACACUAUAGUACUCCUUACAGAAGAUAAUUGAGUUGAAUGGUUUGAAGAGUGGAGGAUGCAAAAGUGUAGACUUAAGGUUUAGGGUAACUGAGAUUCUUCUCUCCUUGAUGUUCUUUACAGAAUGGCGUAUAUGUUUGAAAUUUCUAUUAAAAGAGACCGUGACGUUAUUCGUGACGAUAUUCUUGUAAAAAUGUUGAAUCCUUUGACAUACUAAUAAUUCCAAAUUAAUCACUUCCUCUAUGGUUUUUUUCACAACCGUGCCAGAUAAAACUACUUCGUCGUUAAUAAUGUAGUAGAAAAGGAGAGAAAUGUCAUGCUUAUUUUCCGUCUACGUUUGCUCUAAUGGUUAAAGAUUGACAAUAGACGAGUAGUAUUU